Molecule: messenger RNA, 2811 nt
Organism: Alternaria novae-zelandiae
Lineage: Eukaryota; Fungi; Ascomycota; Dothideomycetes; Pleosporales; Pleosporaceae
Exons: 2
Coding region: 1-2811 (936 amino acids)
Source: RefSeq, a predicted model, not a curated record
AUGGCGCAACUUUAUGCCCUGCGGCGGCUGCCAUUUAGCCUGCAUCUCCUGGUACUGUCCCUGGUUUGCUCCGCUAGCGCGCAGAGUUCAGCGGCGCCCGAACUCCCUAGCAAUACCACAACUCCGGAACCGAAGAGAGGAUGGUAUUCGGAAGGAUGUUACACGGACAAUGUCGGUGGCCGGUCGCUCUCCGUGGGAAUGGGAGUGACUGGUGGCAUGACCAACGACAAGUGCAAGGCUGCAUGCCGAGCUGGAGGUUUCGUCCUGGCUGGUACUGAGUAUGCCGGCGAGUGUUUCUGUGACAACCAGAUUCGAGCCAAUGGCGGUCCUGCACCUGACGGCGAGAAGGGAUGCAACAUGGCAUGCAAUGGCAACCAGACAGAGAUGUGCGGCGGUCCCGAUCGCUUGACAUUUUUCCGUUUCUACACGGGUGGUGAAUCGUCCACCUCGGCCACUGCUACGUCUACCGCUUCUGCAACAGCAUCUGCUACUGGAGCAUCCAGCGCAGCGCCCAUUGCUACUGGGCUCCCAGAAGGCUUCGAGUACAAAGGCUGCUAUGUUGAUGGACCCGGAUUCCGCAUCGUCAACUACCAACAACCCGAUGAUCAGAAGAUGACCGUUGCAUCAUGCACCAGUAUAUGCGCGAAAGCCGGCUAUGAGAUUGCAGCCAUGGAGUACAGCUACCAAUGCUUCUGCGACAAUGCUGUGAGAAUGGGCGGCAAGCCUGCAUCUUCCGAGUCAGAGUGCAACACCAAGUGUGCUGGUAACCAAGCCGAGACGUGUGGAGGCCCCAACCGAAUGAGCAUCUACUCAAGCCAGGAUCCAUUGAAGGUCGUCAAAGUUCCAACACCGACCCAGAACGUGAGCGACUGGCAAUACCAAGGAUGCAUCACCGACAUCGGCAACCAAGUAUUCCCGCACAAGCUCUUGAACCAGACUGGUAACUCACCAGAAUGGUGUCUGAGCCGAUGCCAAGCCUUUGGUUACAUGGCCGCCGGAAUGGAGUACGGAGAAGAGUGCUACUGCGGUGACCUCGAUGGUAUUGAGAAGAUUGGCUCGAAGCCCGCCCCAGAGUCUGAAUGUAGCAUUGCUUGCCCAGGAGACCCUGAGGCGCUCUGUGGCGCAGGUAACCGACUCAGCUGGUACAAGUGGGAGGGUGACCCAUUGUACGUCUGGGAGUACCCUAAAGGCACCGCAGCGGGACGCUACGAGUUCCUAGUCGGCGGUCCCAUCAUUCCUCUGAUCGCGCAGCCUGGUGUAAACGGCAAGGUCUCCUUCCUCGAGAAGCACGGAACAGGCGAGCCGAACACGACUGGUGCAUAUGAGUUCGACCCUUCGAUUGGUGGUGACAUCUUCCACGCCUUCCGUGAGCUGACCGGCAUCAAGACGGAUAUCUUCUGUGCUGCAGGUCUGACUCUACCGGAUCGCGCCGGCCGACAGAUCAACAUUGGUGGAUGGUCGACAGACUCCCUGUUCGGCGUCCGCAUCUACUGGCCAGACGGUUCGGCCGGUGUCAACGGUACCAACAACUGGCAGGAGGAUGUCAACACGGUUAAGCUCCAAAGAGGUCGCUGGUACCCAACAGGAAUGGUCAUGGCUAACGGAUCUAUGCUCAUCGUCGGCGGACAAGAUGGCUCGAACGGCCCGCCAGUGCCUAACAUGGAGAUCUUGCCCACGGUCGGACCUGUGUAUGAAGCGCAGUACCUGAGAGAUACCGACCCAUACAAUCUGUACCCAUUUUUGGUCGUGCUACCAUCCGGUGGUAUCUUCAUCCAGUACUACAACGAAGCACGCAUCCUCGAUGAACGCAGCCUAGACACAGUCAAGAUCCUGCCAAAGGUACCGGCUGCCGUCAACGAUCCCACAGGAGGCCGCACGUACCCCUUUGAGGGUACCCAGGUCCUUCUUCCGCAGUACUACCCUUACAGUGCGCCAUUGGAGGUCCUCAUUUGCGGUGGCGCAUCAGCUCAGCCAAACGUGGGACUUGACAACUGCGUCAGCAUCGAACCAGAUACUGCCAAUGCUCAAUGGAGUCUCGAGAGGAUGCCUUCCCGACGUGUCAUAUCCUGCAUGGCAACACUACCAGACGGCACUUAUCUAAUCUUGAACGGAGCAGAGAUUGGACAGGCAGGCUUUGGUCUUGCAGACCAGGCGAACUUGAAUGCUGUCUUGUACGAUUCCAGGAAGCCGCGAGGCAAGCGAAUGAGUGUUAUGGCCAACACUACCAUCGCACGUAUGUACCACUCCGAGGCUGUCAUCAUGGAUGACGGAAGAGUACUGGUGUCGGGCUCCGACCCGCAAGAUCAGGGUAAGCAUCCUCAGGAGCACCGUCUGGAGGUCUUCCUUCCACCUUAUCUACUCUCCGGCGCGGCACAGCCCACCUUCGACUUGCCACAGGUCGACUGGAUCUGGGAGGCAGACUACUCGUUCACUGUGACUUCAUCCUCCGGUGGCGCGAUCAAGGUGUCGCUGCUUGGUUCCGAGUCUAGUACCCAUGGAAGUUCGAUGGGCGCACGCAUUUUGUUCCCGAGCGUGUCAUGCUCAGGCCGGUCAUGCACCGUCAAGGCGCCGAAGGGGCCAUACAUCGCUCCUGUAGGCUGGUACAGGAUGUUCGUUCUGGAUGGGCCUACGCCCUCGCAUGCGAAGUGGGUUCGCAUUGGGGGUGACCCGGCUUCACUCGGCAACUGGCCCAAUGAGGCUGCCUUCCAGCCAUUGCCAGGUGUUGGACCUGUCGGAGGGGUUUCAACCUUGAGCGCGAACGCGACUAAGCCAAGAUCUAUUUCAACAGCGCCUCGCAGCUUCAAGGGCUGA